Messenger RNA from Pangasianodon hypophthalmus (striped catfish), 1273 nucleotides. RefSeq names its product methyltransferase 6, methylcytidine (gene mettl6). The transcript is spliced from 5 exons. The coding region runs from base 272 to 1126 and encodes 284 amino acids. NCBI's taxonomy places the organism in Eukaryota, Metazoa, Chordata, Actinopteri, Siluriformes, Pangasiidae. The record is from RefSeq and is a predicted model, not a curated record.
AUUUUCUGUACAAGAAGAAAAGUAAACCGGAAGCGACGACCUCAGGAGCUGAGCAUGAUUUUGUAUGCACCAUUUUUAAGAAACUAUUUUAUUCUUAAAUGAAAGAUAUAUCAGUUUGAUAAGUUUUUAACUGAUAUAAUACACUGUUGAAUACAAAUGCCUGUUAUUUUACGGAUUGACUUUAGGCUUCAGAGAUAGUUUUAUCCACUGUAAUGUAAUGUAAUGUUAAUGAAGUUGGGAUCAUCACUAGAGGAAUUUCCUGUAGAUUAUUAUGGCCCAAGUAAAAGAUGGAGGAGUUGGGUCAUCAGCCCCUCAGUUUCCUCAUCAGUCCACAGAUUCAUGUGAAAGGAUUUUGUCAGAAGAAGAGAUGGAAAAGCUGAAGAAUGAGCAGGUUCUGGUGUCAGACUUUAAGCAGCAGAGGUUGGAGAUUGAUGCUCAGAAAAACUGGGAUUUAUUUUACAAAAGGAAUACUACAAACUUUUUUAAAGACAGACAUUGGACUACAAGGGAAUUCGAGGAGCUUAAAGCUUGCAGAGAGUUUGAGGCCCAGAAGCUGGUGAUGCUGGAGGCAGGAUGUGGAGUUGGAAACUGCAUCUUCCCUUUGUUGGAAGAGGAUCUCAACAUCUUUAUCUACGCAUGCGACUUUUCACCUCGAGCUGUACAGUUUGUGAAAGAAAACUCUCUGUACUGUCCAGAGCGAUGUCUGGCAUUUCAGUGUGACUUGACUAAAGACGACCUCCGUGCCACCAUUUCAGAAAACAGUCUGGAUGUUGCCACUCUGAUAUUUGUCCUGUCAGCUAUUCACCCUGACAGAAUGCACCAAGUCGUGGAAAACAUUUAUCGGGUGUUAAAACCAGGAGGAAUUGUCUUGUUCAGGGAUUAUGGCCUCUAUGAUCACGCCAUGCUGAGGUUUAAGUCAGGGAGCAAGCUUGGGGAGAAUUUCUAUGUCAGACAGGAUGGCACUCGAUCCUAUUUCUUCUCCCGAGAGUGUCUGGCCAAUCUGUUUCAGCAGGCGGGGUUUCAGACUCUUGUAAACGAAUACGUGCUGAGAGAAACUGUGAACAAAAAGGAAGGACUGUGUGUUCCACGAGUAUUUCUCCAGAGUAAAUACCGCAAGCCUGAAUGACUGUGGUUUUAUCAGUGCUUUAUAGAUAAAUACAUGUAAUUCAGUGAAUAUAGACCAUAUUUUUAUGCAUUGUAUGAGUCAGUAUCACUUUUAUUAAUUGAAUGAACUUUGAUUGAGUAUCAAAUAAAUUAAAUGUUUUGUAUGAUC